GUGGGCGGCGCUGUGAAGCUGCGGCAACGGCCGCUUUCCUCGCUCCCCCUCGCCCUGUCCUGUCGCUUACUGCUUAUUGCCGCGUGCUGACUUGCACGCGCGGCCAUGGCUCUGCGGAGUGGCGCGCACCUCGCUCGGCUACAGGAGGCCCUGAUGCGCAGCAGGACGGUAGUACGCGUAGUCACGCGGCUGAAGCACUCGGAUGGGGCGAGCCGCCUCACGGUCCGGCAACAGCGCGGAGGAAUACGGACUAUAACCCUAAAUAACCCCCGGAAGAGGAAUGCCUUGUCCUUGGCCAUGUUGUCAUCACUACAGGAAGAUCUCCUGGCUGACAUUGACAGUGAGGAGCUCAGGGUAAUCGUUAUAUCAGCGGAGGGUCCGGUGUUCUCGUCGGGUCAUGACCUGAAGGAGCUGAUAUCUGCCCAGGGCCAGGACUAUCAUCACCGGGUGUUUUCUGCCUGCGCUGAGGUGAUGACCUUGAUACAAGAUCUUCCUGUGCCUGUGAUAGCAAAGGUAAAUGGCGUAGCCACAGCAGCAGGAUGUCAGCUUGUGGCCAGCUGUGACAUCGUUGUGGCGACAGAAACAUCUACUUUUGCCACUCCAGGGGUCAGUGUGGGGCUUUUCUGUUCCACCCCUGCGGUGCCAAUUGGCAGGGCGCUGCCUAGGAAGGUUGCCAUGGAGAUGCUGAUGACAGGAGCUCCCAUCUCAGCCCAUGAUGCUAUGCUCCAUGGACUAGUGAGCAAAGUGGUUCCAGUGGAAAGGCUGGAAGCAGAGACACUGCUUAUAGCUCAACGUGUGUGUGAGGCCAGUCGUCCUGUGAUAGCCCUGGGCAAGGCCACCUUCUACAAGCAAAUGGCCCAGGGCCGUGAUGCUGCCUACUCCCUUGCAUCUGCAGCCAUGGUGGACAACCUGGCACUGAAAGACGGCCAGGAGGGCAUCAAGGCCUUCCUGGAGAAACGGAAGCCUGUGUGGACAAAUAGCACAGAAAAAGCUAAUGAAUGAUAACUCCUGAGAGCCUCUAUUUGUGUGCUGCAGUCUGAUCUAAAGCCACAUAUGAAACGGAGGGGGAAGAAAAUCACAGUGGAACUGCACUUUCCUGCAGUUUGCCAACUGAUCUGAAAUCAAAUGUAUGAUGUGACACUUGUGACGGAUGAUACUCUAACCCAGUACAAAUGUGCCUAUGUCUAUGGACGGGGGUGCCCAUGUCUGUGGGGGUUCGAUCAGGGGAAUCCAUUGUAGGUUGGUGGGCAAUUAAAUGAAACAUGCAGAUACAGACACGUGAUUCUCAAAGAGAACGGUGAAGUCUGUCCAGCAACACCGGAGUUUUUAUAGGUGCUCAUUACACAAGUUGUUGCAUAUAGAGCUGAUAGGAAAUACAAGGGUAAAUGUGACAGAACAUGUAGUAAAGGUCAAAGAGAUGCGUGGAUCUAAAAGAUUUCGUUUUGAGACCUGUUCUAAACAUUGAAAGGGAUUCAGCAGUUCCGAGGGACAGAGGGAGCUCAUGGCACUGUACUGCAGUGAAAACCGACAAUCCUGGGACUUUUGAUUUUGGAUUUUGCCGGAUUGUAGGAGGUUUGCAUACAUUCCAUUUUGAGAACCAUUCCAUUUUGAGGUUCGAGCAUGAUCACACACUAUGGGGGGGGCAUUGUCUCCCUCUGUCACACUUGGCAGGUGACGUUAGUUUGCGCUAAAUGGGUGUAAUAAGGCUGCUGGUUGUUUUUGAACCAUUACAAGUAAGAGGAAUUUGGGUGAACGUCUAACAGGUCGGUGUUAUUUUUAACUAUGAAAAGUGCAGAAUAAGAUGUGCAGGACUGUGGGUUUCAGUCUUGUCACACAACUGAAAAUAUUUAUGGAACUGAAUGUUUAUGCAAGAAAGGGGACAUUGCACACAUAUAAGCCAAAGGCAGCUUACCAGGAUCACAGGCAUUUACAUAUAUUCCUUGAGUAAAUUCUUUUUUCCAAAGUCACAUGCAGUCACGUGACUGUAAGUGUUCACUCAUUGUAAUUUUGUCAAACCUUUCGCCAAAGCGACUUAUUUACCCAUUUAUACAGC
Messenger RNA from Scleropages formosus (Asian bonytongue), 2053 nucleotides. RefSeq names its product enoyl CoA hydratase domain containing 3 (gene echdc3). The record is from RefSeq and is a predicted model, not a curated record. Bases 106 to 1002 code for a protein of 298 amino acids. Gene Ontology annotation, molecular function: hydro-lyase activity. The transcript has 5 exons. Lineage: Eukaryota; Metazoa; Chordata; Actinopteri; Osteoglossiformes; Osteoglossidae. Gene Ontology annotation, cellular component: mitochondrion.